This is a messenger RNA of Lampris incognitus (smalleye Pacific opah), 672 nucleotides long. RefSeq names its product protein phosphatase 2, regulatory subunit B', beta (gene ppp2r5b). Gene Ontology annotation, molecular function: protein phosphatase activator activity. The record is from RefSeq and is a predicted model, not a curated record. Lineage: Eukaryota; Metazoa; Chordata; Actinopteri; Lampriformes; Lampridae. Gene Ontology annotation, biological process: protein dephosphorylation; signal transduction. Gene Ontology annotation, cellular component: nucleus; cytosol; protein phosphatase type 2A complex.
AUGGAGACGACCAAGCUUCCGCCAUCCAGCCCUUCCUCUCCGACCACAGGCUUCUCGGUGCCCUCGGCGGAGAAGGUGGACGGCUUCCCGCGGAGGUCGAUGCGCCGGGCCCGGCAGAGGAGGUCCCACAGCUCCUCCCAGUUCCGCUACCAGAGUUCACAGGUGGAGCUCACACCACUGCCCCUGCUCAAAGCUGUCUGUCUGUCUUCCCUGGUCCAGGUAGCGGAGCGGGCUCUGUACUUUUGGAACAACGAGUACAUCCUCAGUCUGAUCGAGGAGAACUGUCAGGUCAUCCUGCCUGUCUUUGCCACCCUCUAUAGAGUCUCCAAGGAGCACUGAAACCAGACUAUUGUGUCUCUGAUCUACAAUGUGCUCAAGACCUUCAUGGAGAUGAACAGCAAACUCUUUGAUGACCUCACUGCCUCCUACAAAGUGGAGAAAACAGAACUGAAGCGAGAGAGGGAGCGUGCAGAGCUCUGGAGAGGCCUGGAGGAGUACCAGGAACGCCGGCUCCAGAUGCUCACCGAGGCAGCCAGGAACCAGAGGAACCUCCAGGAGCGAGGCGAGAGAGGGGAUCCUCCGACCCCGGCCUCCCCGCAGACAGCUCACGGCGAUCAGCUGGAGCCCGAGCCCAGCGGGGCCUCCUCCGGCGCGGGGGAGGCCGCUACUUAA